UUUAACUCACUGCUUUCCCUUCAUAACGGAUGUCUUGGCUCCUGGUGACUCUGACCAAGAAAGGGGAAGUGCCACAAUGUCGAGGGAGCUCAAGACCAGUUUCCGUGAAGGGGACACCCUGGCACAGCAUUACUACAUCUUGGGUACCCUAGGUAAAGGGUCCUUUGCACGAGUCAAAUUGGCUCUCCACCUUAUGACCCAUACCCUGGUAGCCAUCAAGAUAUUGAAAAGGGGCAAAAUCUCAGACUUCCUCAUUAUUUCUGAAAUUGAACUCAUGAAGUCUCUACAACACCGUCAUAUAAUACAACUUCUACAAGUUUUUCAAACCAGGCACGAAACCUACCUGGUGAUGGAAUAUGCAUCCCGGGGAUCCCUGCUGAAAUAUAUCAAAAAGCAUGGGCCUCUAGAUGAGGAAGAGGCAUGUACCAUAUUUUCAGAACUCUCUUUGGCUGUCAACUAUAUCCACAGUCAGAAUAUUGCCCACCGAGACAUCAAGGCUGAGAACAUCCUAUUGGAUUGGGAUGGCCAUGUAAAACUCACUGAUUUUGGCAUAAGCAAAAGACUGGCCUCUGGGGGAAAAUUCAAAGGAUUUUGUGGCACAGCAAAAUAUUGUGCUCCUGAAGUGUUCAAUGACACACCAUAUGAUGGCCUUCCAAGUGACAUAUGGAGCCUUGGAAUAGUUUUAUACUAUUUAGUUAUCGGCCACCUUCCCUUCCAAGGGACAACGCACUCCAACAUAAAGUACAUGAUUCUAUCCCAGAGCUGGAAGAUUCCAUAUCUCCUGUCCCCAGAGCUUCGAGACCUAAUGAUUAGAUUAAUGACAAUAGACCCCACAAUGAGGCCAUCCAUCAGAGAAGUAGUGGCACACCCAUGGCUGCGCCAUGAUCAAGACAUAUUGACACAAACAGAGGAAAUACCUAGACAGCCAGAGACCAACAUUGCUUUUUAUCACGAUGGAGGGCAGGGUGGUACACUGGACCCUACAAAAGAUCCCAACCUUCCUUGGCCUUUAAGGAGGGUAACCAGUGACCCUAGCUUCACUUUGACCACUCUCUCUGAGCAGCGUGGAGAUAGGAGGAAAAGCCGUAAGAGGAGGCAUCGUGUACCUCCCACCCUUUCUUCUCUUAAGAGUAAGAAGAGUGGCUUUCUGAAAAACACCUCCCCACAGCAGGAGCUCAUGCCUGGGGCUGAAAAGGGCACAUGCAGCGAGGAGGGCAGCAUCAAUGCCACAACUUCAUCAGGAUCAAAGACAACGUCUACAGCCACAACAUCGGAUUCAGGAACCACAGACUCACUCUUCACAGCAUCACAGAUCUCAACCUUUGAAAAUAUACAUGUGGCCAAUGAGAGCUCUGGGUCGUCAGACACAAGUAGCAGCUCGUCCUCCUGGGAGUCCACAACCAGAAGCCCCUUCCCCAGCGAGGGGCUCCAGGGAGAGAAGACAGGCACCGAAUGCUUACAAGACAGCAGCUCAUCCUACGGGGAAACAGACCAUCAGGAGCAACUCAGAAGGCAGUCCCAGGGUGUGCCCAGAGUCCCACUGAGAAGGUGGGGCUGGAAGGGCCCGAAGAAAAGAAUUGUCAACCCCGUAAGAAGCUUAUGUUGCUGCAUCCCAGUGACCAAUAACGAAAUCAGGCAGCCAAUGAAGAGUGCUUCAGAGACACAGGCUAAAACAAGUAUCAGAUAUGGUCCAGGAAUGGAGUCCUGUGAGAAGACUUCUGAGCGCUUGUGAGAAUAUUCUCAAAAAAAUCCAGACAAGAGCCUUUUGACCAUAGUUUUCUCAAAAUACA
Messenger RNA from Mus caroli (Ryukyu mouse), 1790 nucleotides. The record is from RefSeq and is a predicted model, not a curated record. NCBI's taxonomy places the organism in Eukaryota, Metazoa, Chordata, Mammalia, Rodentia, Muridae.